UCACCGUUGAAGUGUUUCUCCCACCAACCCCCAGCCACCAACCAACCCACCCAUCAUCAUAAGGGUCCAACCCUCGGCGCCUAUAAGGAAGCGACUCCUUCGCCGCUACUUUCGCACAAAGCGGGGCUGCCUGGACGAAGGAGUGGGUGGAGAACGCGCCGGCGAUGGGGAGCAUCGGGGAACAGGAGAGUGGCAAGAGCGGCCGGCGGAAGCCGCGGUUCCUGUGCCUUCACGGCUUCCGGACGAGCGGGGAGAUCAUGCGGGCGCAACUGGUGGCGAAGUGGCCGGAACAGGUCAUCUCCCGGCUCGACCUCGUCUUCCCCGACGCUCCCUUUCCCGCCGGCGGAAAGUCCGAGGUCGACGGCAUCUUCCCUCCCCCUUACUACGAGUGGUACCAGUACGAUAAGGACUUUAUGGUGUACACGAAUCUUGACAAGGCUUUUGCCCGGGUGGAGGAGCUGAUGAUCGAACAAGGGCCGUUCGAUGGUCUGAUGGGUUUCUCUCAGGGAGCGAUUCUUUCCGCCGCGCUUGCGAGUCUGCAAUCCAAGGGAUUGGCGUUGACGACGGUGCCGAAGCUGAAGUACUUGGUGUUCAUGGGAGGUGCGAUGUUUAAAGCACCGGAGGUGGUCGAGAGGGUCUACUCUGCCGCCAAGAUCGACUGCACCUCGCUUCACUUCAUAGGUGAGAAGGACUUCUUGAAGAAGAAUGGCGAGCAGCUACUGGGGAAGUUUGUCGAUCCGUAUCUCAUCCGACACCCGAGAGGCCACACCGUUCCCAGGCUCGAUGACGAGGAGAGCCUCAAGACGAUGCUCGAGUUCCUGCAGAAGAUUGAGGGUGAUUUAUGUGAAGAUGCAGCAGCAGUAGAUGAUGCUUGCAAGGAAGAGUGUUCAGCUUGAGUUGACUAGCUAUAAACUCUUUCCAUCAACUGUUUUGCAACGCCUCUUUUUGCCUUCAUUUUCCUGUUACAAAUGUAUUCGCAUAUGAUGCCAGUUAUAAGGCUUUGUAUUGAUUACUCCUCGCAACCUCAAACUCAA
Molecule: messenger RNA, 1034 nt
Organism: Musa acuminata subsp. malaccensis (wild Malaysian banana)
Lineage: Eukaryota; Viridiplantae; Streptophyta; Magnoliopsida; Zingiberales; Musaceae
Source: RefSeq, a predicted model, not a curated record